Molecule: messenger RNA, 835 nt
Organism: Alosa sapidissima (American shad)
Lineage: Eukaryota; Metazoa; Chordata; Actinopteri; Clupeiformes; Clupeidae
Exons: 2
Coding region: 25-786 (253 amino acids)
Source: RefSeq, a predicted model, not a curated record
GGACGGUCCAAACCAUCAAGGGUGAUGAUGAGCAAGGGAAACAAAAAAGCUAACCAGCUUACAAAACCCAAUGCUGAGCCCUCCACCUCCACAGGUGUAGAACUGUCUGGGGCUCCUACUCCCUCCCCCCUACCUCUACACAAACCCUCACCUGCACCACACUCUACACAACCCCUGUCCCCUAGGCCCCCUCCUCUUCUUCGGACUCCUACAGUCCCACUUCUCUCUCUCCCCCUCUUCUCUCCUACCUAUCACAAAUGGUCCAACAAUAGACUUCAGGAGUGGCACAUCAGACCUAACAAACCCAUACUAUUCAUAGGUGAUUCCAAUCUGGCCCGUAUUCCCCCUCAUCCAUAUCCCAACAUACAGAUAGACAGCUACCCAGGUGCCACAGCCAACCACAUGAACCAGUUACUGGAGAAAACCUCCCCACAAGAAGCUGUUGAGCUGUUAGUCCUGUCGGUGGGUACCAACAACAGAGAGCACAAUGCUAAGGCCACCACCAACAAACAACUUCACAAAAUGUUUAAGUUGGCCACCAAAGUUUUCCCCAACGCCAACAUUUAUGUCCCGGUCAUCAACUUUUCCCCCUCUAUUCACCCACACUACAAGUACAAUCUCACCGAGAUUAACCGCUAUAUCACCACCCACCUCCCCCACCUCCAACCACUUCCAGCAGAUCAAUUUUCCACCACACUUGAUCACAUCCACUGGACCCCAGAAGUAGCUUCCAAAAUCCUCCACUUCUGGUGCUCACAACUAAAUUUAACGUUUCACAGACCCUAAAUCAGGACACACCCUCACACACCCUGAAUCACACUUCACCUCACACUGA